Diospyros lotus (date-plum) is the source of this 2424-nucleotide messenger RNA. RefSeq names its product inorganic phosphate transporter 1-4-like. The coding region runs from base 461 to 2080 and encodes 539 amino acids. Gene Ontology annotation, molecular function: phosphate transmembrane transporter activity. NCBI's taxonomy places the organism in Eukaryota, Viridiplantae, Streptophyta, Magnoliopsida, Ericales, Ebenaceae. The record is from RefSeq and is a predicted model, not a curated record. Gene Ontology annotation, cellular component: membrane. The transcript is spliced from 2 exons. Gene Ontology annotation, biological process: phosphate ion transport; transmembrane transport.
UGUCUAUUUAUGUAGAUAUCUAACGCCACAUGCGUACAUACUCUGUCGUUUCUUCUUCUUCUUCUUCUUCUUCUUCUUCUUCCAUGCCAUGCAGGAUAAGGGUUUCUCAUUUUUUUUAUCUUUUGGGCCGGGGAUUUGUUGGGAUGAUUUCAACAUUAAGCAUUAUAAUUAAUUUUAGUUGUCUUUCUCCUUAAUCUAGACUCUUUGUCUGACAUGGGUUUUACUUUUCCUCGUCUUUUCGGAAUGUGUGUGUUUGCUUUGGAGUCACCUUUGUGUUGUCUUUUUCUAAGGGGAAAAAAUAAACGAGGAAAUAAGGUUUCCAUUUUCUCGAUUCGGGUUCCAGGAGACAUAAUGAAUGAAUCAAACAGCUUUGAUUUCAAAAUCAAUCCCCAGUAGCCGCGAUAUUUUCAAGCAAUUGAUAGUUUGAGAGGAAAGAGUUCAGCAAGGUGGGGAUAUAGCCAUGUCUGGGGAACAGUUGCAGGUGCUUAACGCGCUCGAUGUAGCAAAGACACAAUGGUAUCAUUUCACUGCAAUUAUCAUUGCCGGGAUGGGUUUCUUCACAGAUGCAUAUGAUCUCUUCUGCAUAUCCCUGGUCACCAAAUUGCUUGGGCGCAUAUACUACCAUGUAGAUGGCUCGCCCAAGCCUGGCAGCCUUCCUCCCAAUGUCUCUGCUGCCGUUAAUGGUGUCGCGCUCUGUGGAACCCUUGCGGGGCAACUCUUCUUUGGCUGGCUCGGUGACAAGCUGGGCCGAAAGCGAGUCUAUGGCUUGACUCUCAUGCUCAUGUGUGGCUGCUCCUUUGCUUCGGGCCUUUCCUUCGGCAAGCAGCCAAGGGCUGUCAUGACAACCCUCUGCUUCUUCCGGUUUUGGCUUGGAUUUGGCAUUGGGGGUGACUAUCCUCUUUCUGCCACCAUCAUGUCUGAAUACGCCAACAAGAAGACUCGCGGCGCCUUCAUAGCUGCUGUGUUUGCCAUGCAAGGAUUUGGAAUCUUAGCCGGUGGGAUAUUCGCCAUCAUCAUCUCUUCUGCAUUCGGUGCCAGGUUUAGUGCUCCAGCUUACCAGGUUGACCCAGUUGGCUCAACUGUCCCGCAAGCGGAUUAUGUUUGGAGGAUAAUUUUAAUGGUUGGGGCGCUGCCAGCUCUGCUGACUUACUACUGGCGGAUGAAAAUGCCAGAAACUGCUCGAUACACAGCUCUUGUUGCCAGGAAUGUCGAACAAGCCACUGCCGACAUGUCAAAGGUUUUGCAGACUGACAUCGAGGCUGAGCCGGAGAAAACUGCGCAGAUAGCUCAGAAGCCAGCAGCAUCAUUUGGUUUGUUUUCCAAGGAGUUUGUUCGUCGCCAUGGGCUUCACUUGCUGGGAACCACAAGCACUUGGUUUUUGCUCGACAUAGCGUUUUACAGCCAGAAUCUGUUCCAGAAGGACAUCUUCAGCGCCAUUGGAUGGAUUCCUCCCCCAAAGACCAUGAAUGCAAUUCAGGAAGUUCACAAGAUAGCAAGGGCACAAACCCUUAUUGCUCUAUGCAGCACUGUCCCUGGCUACUGGUUCACUGUGGCAUUCAUUGACAAGAUGGGAAGAUUUGCCAUUCAACUACUGGGCUUCUUCAUGAUGACUGUCUUCAUGUUUGCACUGGCCAUCCCUUACAACCACUGGACUCACCCUGACCACCGAAUCGGUUUUGUGGUGAUGUACUCCUUCACCUUCUUCUUCGCCAAUUUUGGACCGAAUGCCACCACAUUCGUUGUCCCAGCCGAGAUUUUCCCAGCCAGAUUGAGGUCCACCUGCCAUGGCAUCUCUGCAGCAUCCGGUAAAUUGGGAGCAAUAGUAGGCGCCUUCGGGUUCUUGUACCUGGCUCAGAACCAGGACAAGGCCAAGGCCGAUGCAGGGUAUCCAGCAGGUAUUGGGGUCAAGAAUUCACUCAUUGUACUGGGUGUGGUCAACUUGUUGGGCUUGGCAUUUACGUUCUUGGUACCCGAAUCAAAAGGAAAAUCUCUGGAGGAAAUGUCCGGGGAGAAUGAAGCAGUAGCCGGGGUGGAGUCAGGUCAGCCGCCUCAAAAUAAUAGGACGGUUCCAGUCCUAUAGAAUGUUUGGGAAAACCUUGCAGCCCUAUAGGCAAUUAUAUCACUACUCUUCUAUAAGCCCUAAAUCUCCCCAGUCCCCACCACCAACCUUCUUUCUAGCUCUUUGCAUGCUGUAGUUCACAACUUUACAUUACAUUUCAGUCCUUUCUCUGUUUCUAUUGAAGUGCUAUGAGAGUAAGAUUUAGUAGUUUCAUACUCUUUCUUCAACUGGGUUCUCAAAAACAGUAUGUUAUGUGUGCUUGUGAUAAUGUUCCAAGGUAACUCUUAGGGUGUGUUUGGGAGGGUGGAAAAUAAUGGAGUUGGAUGGGAUCGGAUUUCCUUUGUUUGGGAGGGGAGGCCAAUUAA